Paralichthys olivaceus (Japanese flounder) is the source of this 1327-nucleotide messenger RNA. Lineage: Eukaryota; Metazoa; Chordata; Actinopteri; Pleuronectiformes; Paralichthyidae. The record is from RefSeq and is a predicted model, not a curated record.
CCAUCUAUCUACACGCUGUCCCUAACCCUCCCUCUCACGCGCACACACACGCGCGACGUACACACGCUCCACGACGCACGCACACCAACAUGGCGGCCUCUGUCUCACCGCUACGCUCCUCCUUCAGGAUCUGUAGCCCGCUAACGUUACACCAUCCCCGCUGCCGGGCCAAGCUAAGGACGCACAGAAAAUACGAGAGUCAGCGGAGACACGUGCAUCAGACUACGAGCAGGCAUGCUGCUGUGGUGAUUUCGGGGACAGAGUUGGCUCGUCAGCUCCACAGAGAAAUCCAGCGUGAUGUGGAAGAGCUGGUAGCUCAAGGCAACAUGAGACCCCACCUAGGAGUGGUCUUAGUGGGGGACGACCCAGCCAGUCGUACCUAUGUCAGGAACAAGACCCGGGCAGCCAGCAUCCUGGGUAUUUCCAGUGACACAGUGGUGAGGCCAAGCUCGGUGUCCCAAGAGGAGCUGCUGGAGCUGAUUGACAAGAUGAACCGUGACUGGAGGGUCAGCGGCCUGUUAGUGCAGCUGCCACUUCCUGAUUAUCCCCAGUAUGAAAUUGAAUCCACCCACAUUGUUUCACCGACACUUCUCAAAACCUCGACUCCGAAAGCCAAAGACUUCUCUCGAGGAGAUGCCACAGUGACCAUUGUCCACAGAUGUACACCGAGGGAGCGGCUGAAGGAGCUUACCAACCUGGCUGACAUCGUUAUUGCAGCUGCAGGUGUUCCCAGACUGAUCACAGCAGAUAUGGUGAAAGAGGGCGCAGCAGUCAUCGACGUCGGCAUAAAUCGUAUCCAAGACCCAAAGACGGGAAAACUCCGGCUCAUUGGCGAUGUGGACUUUGAGGGAGUGAAGGAGAAGGCAGGAAUCAUCACCCCUGUUCCCGGGGGUGUGGGUCCCAUGACGGUCGCCAUGCUGAUGAAGAACACUGUGACUGCUGCUAGAAACGCACUGAUGCAUUAAACACAGAAUAAAGCCAUUCAUUUUAAUGAAUGCUAUAUAAUACAAUAUGUAUAUGCAUACAGAGAUGUAUUACUUUUAGGUUUACACACUAACACACACACACACACACUCACACACUUUGCCAAACAUCUAACACACUUUUAUUUAAACCUCCAUGAGCUCAAGACUUCAUACCUGCUGGGAAACUUAUUUGAUAUGUACUUUGUUUAUAUUGUGAAUUUGUUCAUUUAUUUAUUUAAGUUAUUUAUUUCAGAGUUCACUUUUUGUGACUUUAGAUUCAUAUUUUUUCUACUGACUUCGUUUUGGUUAAUUUUUGAACAUUCCAGAUUCACUGGAAAAGGAGUAUUAAAUAAAAAAAGACA